Messenger RNA from Microsporum canis CBS 113480, 9489 nucleotides. RefSeq lists its product as hypothetical. Lineage: Eukaryota; Fungi; Ascomycota; Eurotiomycetes; Onygenales; Arthrodermataceae. The record is from RefSeq and is a predicted model, not a curated record. Gene Ontology annotation, biological process: fermentation. Bases 1 to 9489 code for a protein of 3162 amino acids. Gene Ontology annotation, cellular component: membrane. The transcript is spliced from 3 exons.
AUGUCCUCCUCACCAGAGCACCAGAUUGCGAACGGCAAGCUGACCCCAGAGUCACUUACUCCAGUCCCUCAAUUUAACUGGGUGUUCUUAAUUGAACUGAUUGUGAGCGGAGUUCUGACUCUUUUCUUUCUUUUCUAUUUUAACCGUCUAUUUGCGACCCUCGUAUCGUACGGAGUUCGUGCCUAUACCUGGCAUUACUAUCGGGUCUACAUUGACAUACAUGCACUUCAAAUUUCGCUACUGGCUGGACGAAUAUUUUUCAAGGGGAUACGGUAUCAUGGCGAAAAUGAAACAAUCCUUGUCCAGACCGGCUACAUAACCUGGCGGUUCUGGUCUCGGCCAGUGCCACCGGGAAAUACGUUUCACCAGGAGCGCAAAGCUCGACACCCAGCAAGCGAACAGGAUGGGGACAAACAUGCUGGUACCGAGAAUAAGAAAAAACAAUCCCCCCGGAUUGAAGUCACCAUCAACGGCCUGGAAUGGUUUGUGUAUAACAGGAGCCCUGCCUAUGAUUCGAUUCUUGCUGGGUUCGGAUUGGUGCCGCCUGCUAACGGGGGGAGCGAUUCCUCUGCUACACGGGAUGGAGGAACAUCACUGCCGGAUGCCAGCAAUGGCGAUAUCGAUGAUGAGGCCGCUGCUUCCAGCCCAUCUGAACCUUUAACCCCUUCUUCCAAAAAGGAUGUCAACUCACAGAGGCAAAAGGGAUUAUCGAGUAAUAAUGGAAAUGUCGGGGGCUCCUCUAUACUUCAGAAUGUGGAGCAGAGAUCAGGGCCUCAGAUUCUAUCAUUAUUUCCGAUAUCUAUGGAUUGUUAUAGAGGAGCACUGGCGCUGGGCAACGAGAACACAAAAACCAUACUCACUUUGACCUUUGAUAAGGCCGUCGGGAAAAUCGAUGCAGGGCAUUCUGGUCCUCUUGACGUUUAUAAACAAAUAUUUGAAUAUGACCUCUCCCACCCCAUUGUACAGAUGAAGCCAAAUCCGGAUUACAAACAGUCACAAUUGGCCGCUGCGAGCUCGAUAGAAGCUACAAACGAGGAGUCUAAAAACCGUGGCUAUAUGUACAGCUUGCAUCGACGGUAUCGAGAUCACAGGCGCAGGGUAUGGAAUAGCGUCUGCGAUUUAAUUCCUUACUUUCAAAGCUCAGUGGAAUCGUUUCAUCCUAGACAUGAUCAAAGAAACCGACCUGCUUCUGGAGCGGUCCAUCAAGAUGGCUGGUUAGGUCUUACACGUUAUCUCGAUGAGGAAGAGCAAGACGAACAUGAAGGGUGGAGCUCAGUUGAGUAUGGGCGCUUCUCAACGUUGCUAGACUCUCCCAGUGUCUAUUUCCGCUAUUAUUGGGAUAUUGGGGGCCCCGUAGCAAUCUCCAAGACCGGUCCUGAACCUCCCGAUAAGUCAACUCCUUAUAAUAUUAAUGGUGCAGAGCCCCCCGAAUGGGGAAUGGACAUAACCAUACGUGGUGGGCUGCUUAACUAUGGGCCAUGGGCAGAUCGUGAACGCAUCAAUCUCCAAAGUGUGUUUAUCCCAAAUUCAUACCGGGAUUCGCAAGUUACGCCCAUACUAAAACCUGGAGAAAUGAGACAAAGUACUGCCUUCGUUUUGAACAUCCUUAUUGAUGAGACUACAACGCUUCGUAUACCCACAAGAGAGUCAUCAAAGGACUGGCAAUGGAAAGGGCGUGCGGACCAGUCGCGAGGGAUGUCUCGAGCGAAAAAAAAAGACAAGGAUCGUUCUCGGGGGAAUGAAGCUGAUAAGGCAGGAACUCAAGGGCCUGAUAUCAGACCGUUCGGCUGGUUAUCCCUUAGGGUAGAUCGGGGUUCGACUAUUGUUUAUUCGAUGGCAAUGUUUGCGAGUAACCAUGGAUAUUGCAACAAAGUGGACAUUGACCUACGACAUACGAAGAUGUCCUCCAGUGUGAAUCAUGGCAUAUUGUGGCAAAGUGACCGUCAGGUCAUCUCCUGUGAUCUCUCGAAUCCUCUGCAGUGGAACAGCUUGCACAACUGGUCUGUUGAUGUAGAGAGCACCAAACUGGAACUCUUUUUACUUUGGGAUCAUCUGAUUUUACUCACAGACCUCAUUUCUGACUGGACCUCGGGGCCUUUCCAGGAGUUUUAUACGUUCGUUCCGAUCAAAUACCACCUUUCUUUCGCCUUCCUUGAUUUCAAGCUCUUGAUAAACGUGAAUGAUUUGAACAUCAUAAAUAAUCCAUCCGACCUCGAUGAUAACUCAUUCCUGAUCAUCGAAGGAGAGAUAUUAAUUGCCCGAGUAGAGAUCCCAAUUGUUUAUCAUAAAGCAAACCGUAACGUUGCUAAGUUUGACAUCCAAGGCUCAAACGGCGACUUGAGGCUCUCAACCCCUCUGUGGAACACGCAGCGUACGUUCUUGGAUGAUCGACCUGUUGGUGGACUGGAUACUCUUAAAAUUGACGGGAGUUAUUCAUGGUAUAGCUUGACAUCGCCGAAAGUAACAGAUGUUGCAAUCAUCAACUUAUCUGGCAGCGCACCAUACCUCUACCUCUACGGAUUUAUACUGAAAAAUUUCCUUGAUGUCAACGAGAAUUACUUUGGCAGAACUAUUCAUUUCAAGACGUUUGAUGAACAUAGAGCUGCAGUUGAUUCUGGGGCCGCUCAGGGGCACAGUGGCUCUAACCCGGCACCUGUCACCAAUGGCCUAGACGUCAUUCUUCACAUUGCCGCGGAUGAUUUAAAAGUUCUUCUUCCUGCUGGUUUAUACGAUAGGAAUGAGAACCUCGCAUUGAAGGCAGCAUCUCUAAACCUAGAUGUGAGGUUUACGAACUAUUACAUGGAUUUCCACUCCUCGCUAUCGCCUGUGGAAAUCUCAGUAUUAUCAGAAAAUCCAGGCGCUCCCCCCGUUAGGACCGGUCCUCAACUCUAUAUAAACGGCCUAGCGAUCUUUGGCCAUAGGCUUUUUGGGCUUCCACCAACUGAGCCUACAUAUGCCUGCAAUUGGGACUUUCAAGUGGGAUCUAUAGUUGGCGAAUGCUCUCCCUCGUUCGUGAAAUCUGCUAAGUCAGCUUUUGAAUCCUUAGCUUUCUCAUUUGAUGAUGAUGAAAAUGCCUUACCUCCCUUACAGACUGGGGUCUAUGAUGUUACUUUCUUGCGCGCGAAUGUGAAGGCCAUAAAGGUGUGGGUAUUGGCAGAAGAGACAGCGUUCCUAUUCAGUACAGGGACUAUUGAUGUCGAAUUUAAUGACAGAUGUGGUUUAAAAAUGUCCCUAUUCGUCAACUUGACUGUUCCCGACGUGGUUGUCGCAAUUGUGGACCGCAAAUCAGCACGCUCUCAGGCUAUAUCUCGAAAGCCGGUCAAGACCUACGCCUGCUUCCAAACAGCUCUGAAGCUCAAUACGUUGGGGAAGAGGGAAGACUUUGAGCAUUAUCGCUCCCUACAGCAAAAUCAUAUCAGAAAGCAUGACUCGCGAACCCACCGUACACCAUGGCUUCUCUUUGACGAACUUGAUAUUCCCACUGAGGACGAGGCAUUUCCACACUUUAUUCCUCCUACCAUGCCUGUUCCCUCUAUGCCCGAACCUGUCCGGUUCCCAAAAACCCCUAGACGUAGUCCGUAUUAUCAGACUCCGCAUCAAUCUCCAUUGAAGGGGCUUUCUGACUUGAUUACUAUUCCCUUGUCAUCUAGCACAAACCCUACACCUGAUCAGUAUAUACCCAGAGGUCGCCUUGUUCGACCUACCUCUACCACAUGGGCUAUGCCGCAAUUCCAUUUCUAUCACAUUGAGCCUGAUAAAACGAAUGUUCCACCUAUGCCGUCAAGUUCUGAGUUUGUUAUCGGCCAAAAACAAGCCUUGGAAGCUGGUUUUGGCCGCUCUGACGCCUAUGACAGCCUCAAGGGAGCCCAGGCCUGUAUUAUUUGCACAUUAGAGCCUGGCUUGACUGGCUUUUGCUCAACGGAAGCAGUGCAUGCCUUAUCUUCUCUCCUAGAGUCAAUUCAGCCCCGUAAUCCUAUAGAGAUUCUCGACUCAUUCCAGGCGAAGCUGACAAGUGCGGCACUUCGAGCGCAAAAGUCUGCCAAUAAGGAAGUACGGAAUAUUUCUACCUUCUCUUUAGAGCUUCCUCUAUGUCGUAUUCGACUUCUCAACCCCCUCCUAGAACCGAAUGACCCAACAGGUUCCGUCAGGGACCAAUACUAUAUCGAUCUCCUACAUGCUCGCGCUCUUAUUCAUGAAAAAGCUAUCCUAGAUGCUAACAUUUCUAUGAAACCCAAAAAAUCACUUACGACACAUAUAACAGUACGCUCCAUAUCUAUCUCUGCUCAGGAAGAAAACAUAGACGCUGCCACGGAACUAAGCUUAUGCGUAUGCAAAAUAUCCGAUGUAUCCUUCCUGUUUCUUGAGGAUAAAGAUAUAAAGUCUCGCCUUCAGAUACAAAAUAUCCGCAUAAUGUCAUCCAAUGAGUCUGUUGCAAAAUUCGGCCUUCUGCUGGACCGAACGAAUAAGGUGGUUGGCUCCAUUUCAGCCGCCUUCCAACAAAUUUUUGAGGCUCACGAGAACCGUCUCCUCUAUCUCGUUCAUUAUCUCGCAAAUGCAGGUGCAAAUAUGCCUGAACCGCAAUUUAUGACACGUCUAUCCUAUGCCCUCAGGGUCACAAAGCCACACCUAAGGCUUGAGGAUGCUUGGAAGAUCAUAUCGCGGCUUCGUAAUAUAUACAAAUCAAUCACAACAGAAGAACAGGAAAAACUGCGAACGGAUUGUCAGAAUGACCGAGUUUCCUACCCGGCAGAUGUUAAAGACGUUAUUCUUUCGGUUUUCGAGACCUGGCGCUCCUGGGAACUGACCCCAAUUAAGAAAAGCCUCAUCGUCAAGGCCCUAUGGGGCGAGGAUGAUGAUGUAGCCAGUAGGACAGCUGAUCAUCCUAAGGAGAUUGAUGCCGCGGUUUUCUUGCGAUCAACUCAUGUCUCACUCGGCCCGGGUCCGCGAGAGAACAGUUUUCACCUCGAAAGUAUGUCAACUACAAUCCGUUUUGGGGCUAAAACCCGGGAUUCUUCGCCUAGUCUAAAGACAAAGCUAUUGGUUGUACAAAACCAUUGUUCAAACGUAUCCUUACAGUUGAACUGGGAACUAUGCGAAGUCUUAGAGCGGGUUUUAUCAAGCGAUCUUAACUUCGCCUUCAUGUCAAGCGCCUCUCAAAGUGAGCCAAUGAAUCAAUCUGGUGAUGCACCCAAAGGUGAGCAUGAGGUCCAUGUUAUUUUCGUAGCGGAGAAAGGUUCUGCAAGACUGGAUGGAAUCAACCUGAGGCUUGCCUUGCUAGGGAAUGCAUUAAAAGCAUCCAUAAUCCAUCGGUCAAACCCAGCGUUGACAGAAGAGACUAUAAGCGUGAUGUUGGCAUCCAAAAUGUCCUCGGCUCAUGUCAUCAGCUACUCAAACCCUCUUAUGGAAUGGAAGUUUCAUAAUCCAAACAUUUUUCUGUCACGCCAUUCGCAAGAACGGGAUCAACAUAUCGAGCAUGACUGGAAAUGUGCCGCAACCUGCGAAAAACUAAGAUAUGAGGUGACUGAAAACCCACUGGGACUCAUCCAUGUGGCUGACCGUGUGGUUGAGGAUGAACUGAAACAGGUUCUCGGGGUGAUUGGUUCUUCUGUCGAUACAUAUUCAGAGAUGGGCUCUUCGAUACAAUCCAAGCAAGAGAUUCAUCAUUUUCAUGUUGCAACUUUUCUCGACGAUUACCAAAUCUGCAUCGCGCUACUUCCAACAGUCGAAUAUACCAUUGGAGGAGAUGUAGCACGACUAUCAGUUACACCUCUUGGUCGGAUGAAAUUCGAGGUUGAUUACGAUAUCAAAAAUAACCUCCACACAAUUCAGUCAAGUAAGGAUGGGAACCUACGCAUCCUAUCUUCAAUGGCAAUCCCUCCUAUCAAUGGGAGAGUACGGCUGGAUAUGACACAUGAUCCAGUUUUCGUAGAUAUAGACACUACUAUUGAAAUUGUGGAUGUUGAUGCAAGUGCUAUACAAAAUAUUCUCGGUGCCAUAAAUGGACCUGAAAUAUCACACUUUAUUGAAGAUUUAACUCAUGACGGAAAUAUGCUCAAGACACACCUUAACCAGGUUUUAUCAAGUGGUAAAACCGCGCAGCCAGUGAAAAUGAAUAUCCAAAAGCCAGGAAUUGUGUAUCAAGUACGGCUUACCUUUGCUGGAAUCAGGACUCAUGCUACUUCUCCUGGUUUAAGGACAAAAGAUCACUCCGCAGAUAUGUCUCUUGAAUUCAGGACUAUUCAAGUACAUAUGGAAAACUCCGCUGUCAAGGGGAUCCGAAACACACAGCCAGAGUUUCAUAUAUACAUGUCCCAAAUUGGUAUCAGUGUUAAGAAGAAAGGCAUAUAUGAGACCAUUUCCCAUGGAAAAGUUGCCCUUGGUGCCCGAGUUAGCGGGUCACUGAAAGAUUUGCCUGAUGGACAGGUCAUGCGACUGUUCCAUCUAACAAGCUCAGGAUUAGAGGUUGAAAUAUCUGCCGAAACGGCUUCUCUUGUAGUCGACAUUGUCGCUCAUUUGCAGGAAACCAUCAAGACUAUCGACAUAUCUCAAGAUAUUGCGCAUUUAAGAAAAAUUCGCAAGAUCUCGUUCCCGCGGAGAAAGAAGAAAGAAGUAGCGCAUACCGCCACUACUACCACUAGCCCUACCGCUGGCGAAGAGGGCAACCGAGAUACCCUUGCAUUUUUGGAUGCAACUUAUUCUGUACAGCUGUCCAAUAUUCAAGUUAGCUGGCUAGUGUUAGAUAAUUCUUCCUAUCAUGGUGCUGGCAUGGAAGACCUUGUCUUCUCUAUCAGCAAGGUUGAGCUUGCGACAAAGAAAACUAACGCUGCAAGAUUGCGUAUUCAGCACAUGCAGUUGCAGAUGGUGCCUGUCUCCGACGACAAGAGGAAACGAUCCCAAAAUUCCGCCCUACUCCCAGAGGCAGUGUUCAAUGUUUCACUCCUGUCUGUUAAUUCCAAGUGGAAGUUGGCAUUGCAUGCUGCUGGGAAAGCGCUUGAUCUACGAACCACAUCAGACUUUAUCAUUCCGGCCAGUUUGCUGCAAAACUCAUUGGCAUCCGCCGUUGAAAAAGUUCGUGAGGCUAAAUCAUUAUGGACCACUGAAUUCAUCGAAAAUCCUAACGUAACGAAGGAGUCCCUUGGGUUCAAGCAACUCGACUCACUCUUGGUUGAUGCGGAUUUUGCUGGAGCGAUAGUCACUCUUCAAGGAAGGUAUAGUGCUGGCGAGUCCGCUCCUACCGCGCCAAGCAACAGGAACAGCACAGGAUCAAACGACCUAAGAUAUGGACAAGCCUGGUCGGGUGACUCAGUGUCCACAGCAACUCUUCGAGCUCCCGGGGUUGCAUUGAAGGUUCGAUAUGAGAGCUCAGAAGCAGAUACCCCGAUUCUUGAAGCAGAAAUGAAAGUUGACGGAUCUUCCAAUGUACUUCAUCCGAGUGUAGUGCCGCUUCUUACACAGAUUUCAUCAAGUAUACAGGAUGUCGUUGGAAGGCAAGAAAAGAGGGAUGAACGUGUUGAGGUGGCACAGGCUAACAAGUCUCAAGAUAUAUCCAUGGACCCAACAACUAUACUUGGGAGUUGUAAGCUGAGCAUUGGGCUCUGGAUCCGCAAACAGGAAUUCACCUUAAGCUGCCAACCAAUUGCACGAGUAGCAGCUACAGCCGGCUUCGAAGAUGUCAAUAUCACGAUUAACACGGUGCAGUCGGAAGAGCAGCGACGAUUCUUUGCGGUGUUGGUGGCCUUUGAUAAGUUACAAGCAUCUGUGAAGCAUGUUUAUUCCAAUGAAUCUACCGCGAGCUUUGAGGUGGACUCUAUUGUGGUAUCAAUGAUGAACAGCAAACAUGUCAGUUCUAGCAGCGGUAUUUCUGCUAUUCUCAAGAUCAGCCCAACAAGGCUGCAGAUGAAUGCAAAACAAGCCCAGGAUUUCCUCCUUUUCCGUGAAAUCUGGACACCCCAAGAUGACCAGCCUAAGCGGCCAGCCCCUACACAUGAAGCGUCCCCAGAAAUCCAAGCAUAUAUGGUUCAAAGAUACCAGCAAAUGGCCGCCACCGGCGCAUUCCCUUGGAACUCAACGCUGGCGAUAGAGUCACUGGACAUACAACUUGACCUGGGACAAACAAUAGGGAAGUCAGAUUUCACAAUAAAAAACCUCUGGAUAUCAUCGAAGAAGACAUCUGAUUGGGAGCAAAACCUGUGUAUUGGCUUUGAAACUGUUGGAAUCAAAAGCCGCGGGCGACUGAGCGGGUUUGUGGAACUUUCAAAGUUCAAGGUACGCACGUCCAUCGAAUGGCCAGACGGUGUGAUCUCGACCGGUCAGACUCCUCUCAUUCAGGCAGCGGUCGGAAUCGGCAAGCUGCAGGCUGAGGCAUCGUUUGAAUACCUACCCUUUUUCGCUGCAGACGUGAACUCUUUCGAGUUUUUCAUGUAUAAUGUCCGAGACGACGACGGAAAGAGUAAUGACCGCCUUGUCAGUGUUCUCGAAGGCGAUAAACUACACGUGUUCUGCACUACUAUGACGGCCGCACAGGGAUUGGGUCUAUAUCAAACAUUACAACGGUUGAUACAAGAGAAGAAAGCUGCGUAUCAAACAUCCCUGAGGGAGAUAGAAAACGCUCUACAUCGGAAAACACUUUCACCUGGAGAGCUCCCAGAGGAGUCUGCGACGAUACCGGCCGUGAAGAGUGAUAAGAGCGAUAUAAACUUACCGAUAUCUCUCCAGACAAGCGUUGUGGUCAACCUACGGGCUAUCAGAGUUGGAGCGUUCCCCAACAACUUCCACGACAAUCAGCUCUUCAAACUGGAGGCUCUUGACGCUGAGGCACGGUUCUCAGUUGUGAUCGAAGAUGGCAAGACACACACCGGCCUUGGAAUGACGCUUGGACAGCUCCGCGUUGCGCUGGCUAGCGUGAACAGCCCGGGGCCGCCUGCAACAAGCGACAUAACGGUGGACGAGAUCGUCAGCCGCGCAACCGGUUCUCGAGGAGGAACCAUCCUGAACGUUCCCCGGGUGGUUGCGACGAUGGAAACCUGGCAGGUGCCGGCGUCCAACCAUAUCGACUAUAUCUUCAAGAGCUCGUUCGAGGGCAAAGUCGACGUUGGCUGGAACUACUCCCGCAUUGCCUUUAUCAGAGGCAUGUGGAGCACCCAUUCUCGCGCCCUCGCGACCCGACUGGGCAAGCCACUCCCCCAGGCCGCCGUCCAGAUCACAGGCGGACCAAAGGCAGAAGGCGAGGAGGGCGAGUAUAACGGGCAAGAGAAGAUCACCGCCGUCGUGAACGUCCCUCAGUCGCGGUAUACGUACACUCCGAUAGAACCAGCCGUCAUCGAGACGCCCCAGCUUCGAGACAUGGGAGAGGCCACGCCACCGUUGGAAUGGAUUGGGUUGCAGCGUGAUCGGCUGCCUAACAUCACCCAUCAGAUCAUCAUCGUCACUCUGAUGGAGAUUGCAAAGGACGUGGAGGAUGCAUAUUCGAAGAUUCUCGGUUCGUCAUGA